Molecule: messenger RNA, 1789 nt
Organism: Vitis vinifera (wine grape)
Lineage: Eukaryota; Viridiplantae; Streptophyta; Magnoliopsida; Vitales; Vitaceae
Exons: 5
Coding region: 316-1284 (322 amino acids)
Source: RefSeq, a predicted model, not a curated record
UUCAAAAUUUGAGCUUUUCAACUUUUGAUCAUUCAUAUUAGGCCAUUGAUUCAUUUGUAUUUUCUGUUACCCUUUGUUUGGUUGAAGAGGAAAUGCAGGAAAAGAGAUGGACGGCCUUAUCUAAACAAAAAAAUUAACAUUUCUUUUUCAGUUUCCUACCUUUUCUCAACAACCAAGCGGUUCAUUUGGGAAACCUAGUAAAAGAAAAGAAAGCUUGGGUUGUUUUAGGGGGAUGGGGUUGGCCCAAUAUUUGCAAUCUUCCUACAUUUUCUCGUUAUCCAAACGAAUUUCAAUGGACUCCUUAGUACUUAUACCAUGGCUGUUACUAGGAAAAAGCCACAGCUGAGUUCUAGAAAAGCUCAAUUUGGGUUAAACAUGGCUGGUGGAAGAGUGGUAAGCAGGUCAUCAAAUUCCUGCCCAGCUGUACAUUCAGAUGAUGGAAAGAGCAGGGAAGAAGGUGAAUUCAGCAAACAGGUGACCAAAGAAAGAAAAUAUUUCAAAAGGAUCAUAAAAGCUGAUGCAGGGAAGAACACUAAAGAAUCAGGCUCCCCUGUUGCUGAUGCUCCCCGAAAAUUGAGCAGGAAAAGAAAGAAGGGAGACGAUGAAUGUCAACCUACACCCCCUAAACUGCCUGAUAAUAUCUCCAUUCAUGGUUGUGCAGCUUCCCAUGAGGUGGAAGUCCAGUCAUUUCAAUUGGUGGCUACAUCUGAAAAUGGAGCAAUGGAAAAGGGUCCAGAAAAGAUGUCAACUACAGGCUCCCCAAAGGAUGGAGUGGAGGCUGAAAGAAUUGAUGCUUCACCUGAGGUUCCUGUUAAUUGGAGCAUUGCAAGCUCAGAUAAUGCCAAAGAUUUGGAGGAAGAUGAGCAGGAAGAGGUUCAAUCUAUAACAUCUGAUUCCUAUGUGCUGGUUAAACCGAUCAAAGAAGCGGGGGCUGUUCCUGUUAUGGGGUCUCUGAGCACCGCAAGCUCGGAUAAUUCCCACAAUUUGGAAGAAGAUGAGCAGAAAGAGGCGACAUCUGAUUCCUAUGUGCUGAUUGGAGAGGACACUUCUACCUCCUACGCCAGUACAACACCAAUCCCAGAAGUGGAGGCUGAAAGGAUUGAUACUUCUUCAUCCACUGCAAUCUCAGAUGAUGCCCACAAAUCGGAAGAAGACAAGCAUGAAGAGGCUCAAUCCACAACAUCUGAUUCCUAUCUGCUCUCUUCCAUUCUCAAGGUAGUCAGUCUUCCAUGGCGCUUAUUCUCUAGAGCACGUAUCGGUGCUGGAACUGCUAGGCGCACCUGACCAACUCUCAAUUCACCAAACUGUUCGCUCUUCUUGAUGAUUUAGAAUCUGCAAAAUUCAAGUCCAACCAGCGAAGCUAUGUAUUCAAUGAAAUCACAGAAGACCCAGAGCUCAGUAGAAGCCAUUAAAGUGACCAAGGUUAAGUGUGAUCAAGCUGUGGAUUCAGUCAGAAAAAGAGCUAGAAUCUCAGAAAAGAAGGUUGCCAAAGCUUGAGGUUGAAUCUGUUCAUACUGGGUAAAGCAGCUUUGUCUGGUAGGUUCAAGUCGGAAAGAACUGGAUUAAGAUUCAUUUGAAGAUGCAGUGCAACAGUUUGGAAGCCAUUAAUGGACAAGUUCUUGUCAUUCAUGUGUUCUGCAAAUUUUAUGAUUCUUGUCAACAUUAGCAUCGGUGAUUGUUCUUUUUCUUUCAUCUAUACUUCGUUGGUUUGGUUAAGAUUUCAUUUUAUUGGCCAAAUUUGUUAGAAUUUGUGCCAAGGGAUUAAGGAAUUAAAAUUCAUAUUUUUUAA